AGUUAUCAAAGAAAUUAAGGUAACAUCCACUUUCAAAGGCAUCUACCUUCCUUGCUAUUCAUCAUACAAAAGCUUAUGGUUUUUAUUCACCAAGAUCUUGAUAGCAUCGGUGUUGCCAACUGCAGUUUAUAUUAUCAUAGUCUGGCUCAUGGUUUGUAGGGGUUUCAAAUGUUGAAGGCCUUGAAUUGGAUACUAAUCAAGAGUAAAGUUAGGAAUUAAGAAAAUGAUUCUUCUUCUUAAUCGCAAGAUCCUUGCUAUCAAGGAGACUCUUGCAUUGUUCAUGGAGCUUCAGAUUUUGAGUGACAAACCUCUAAAAGAAUUGGCAUCCUCUCAUGUCAUUCAUAGUAUCAGGCGUAUGAAUCAGAAACACAAUAACGAAACAGAAAACAGAGCACUUCAAAGUAUUUUAUUCUCAAUGCUACAGGAAGAGGAUGAAAAGAAAGCAAUGAGGUCACUUGUCACAGUAUGUGAUCUUCACAGGAGGAAGGUCUGGUUUGAUGAUAGAACAGCCAAUGCUAUAUGUCAGGCAUGUUUCCACUCAUCAUCAAGGAUUAUGAUUGCAGCUUUGUCAUUUCUUCUUGGUUAUGAAAAAAUUGAGCAAGACGAUGACAGUGAUGAGUCAAGUGAUGAAGAAGAAGCAAUCCAUCAAUCUCAUGUUGUCGUGAGUAAAGAAGCUAUUUACAAGGCCAAGAAUACAGGGACAACAUCCAGCAAAAAGAAAAAGAAAGCAAAGUUGCAACGUGGGAUACUUAGCAUGAAAAAGCAACAACGUAUCUCAUCUGAAAGGAAUGAUAACUUGAACUACUAUUCACCACUCAAUGCUUUGAAAGAUGCUCAGGGGUUUGCUGAGAAGCUGUUCUCACAACUUCAAACUUGUGGUGAACGUUUUGAGAUAAAAAUGAUGAUGGUGAAAGUGGUUGCACGUACUAUUGGACUUCAUCAAUUGCUUGUAUUGAACUUUUAUCCUUUUCUUCAAAAGUUUGUUCAGCCCCACCAAAGCGAUGUGACAAACUUGUUAGCAGCAGCUGUUCAAGCCUGUCAUGAUAUGAUGCCACCUGAUGCAGUUGAACCAUUAUUCAAGCAGAUAGUUAAUCAAUUUGUGCAUGAUAAGUCACCUACAGAGUCAAUUGCUGUUGGAUUGAAUGUUGUGCGUGAAAUAUGUUUGCGUAUUCCUCUGUUAAUGACAGAGGAUUUGCUGCAAGAUCUUGUGCUGUAUAAGAAAUCACACGAGAAGGCAGUUUCAUCAGCAGCUCGUUCGCUUAUUUCAUUGUUCAGAGAGAUUUGUCCUUCGCUUCUCAUAAAGAAGGAUCGUGGUCGGCCUACAGAUCCAAAAGCAAAUCCAAAAGCAUUCGGUGAGGUUACUGUUCCCAGUGAUGUCCCUGGGGCUGAGUUGCUUCUGGAUGAUGAUGUCAGCAAUGCUUCUGAUGAGGAUGGUGAAUCUAUUGAUGCUGACAUCAGCAUUCAUGGAGGUUCGGAAUCUGAAGAAGAAGAAGAAGAAGAAGAAGAAGAAGAAGAAGAUGAUGAUGAUGAUGAUGAAGAAAGGGGAAGUGAAGAGGAUGAAUUGUCUGAUGAGGAGGAGGAGGAGGAGGUGGAUGGGAUGUCUAUUGAUUCAAGGGGAUCUGAGAAAAGGAAAGGGCAAAAAAGGAAAUUUGAAGAUGUUGAUGGAGAAGUUGAUGUGGCAAAUCAAAGUCUUAGGGCUCUUAAGAGACUAGCAGAAGCUAAAUUGGAGGGUGAGGCAACAACAACAGAUGGUAUUCUCUCAAAUAAAGAUUUUCAGAGAAUCAAAGAGUUAAAAGCAAAGAAGGAAGCAAAGGUUGCAUUGGCGAAUCAUGGAAUGUUGAAAAAAUCUUCAGAUCUGAAAUCAACAACAGGCUUUAAGGUCCCAACUUCUCAUCAACUCAGUUUGAAAAGAGUUGAUGGAUUUUCACUUGAAGCUAACAUAAGAAAAAAAAUGACAAAGGAGGAAAGGAAGGCUUUGAUCAAAGCAGGAAGAGAAGAUGGGGAAAAGUAUCAAGCAAGAGCUGCUAUCAAGCAGAAAAAGAGUGGUGGAUUAAGCAAUCGGCAAAAGGAACACAAGAAGGCAAUGCCUUUGGCUGCCAAGAGAUCAAAGGUGGAAAGAUCUCGCCGUCAGAAAAAGCUCAAGGCCAAGACAGCUGGCAAACAGUUUCGUGGUCAGAAAGCAUGGAAAUAAUUCAUAAUUUCAUAUCUGGAACUGAAACUGAAACUGGAAUUAUUCUUCUUUUUGUACAAAAAUUCUUUUUGAUACACAUAUCAGUUUGUUAUAGAUUUGAUUUGAUGAUGACAUUUGUUCUCUAAGCUAUUUCUAGAAUAAGGUUAGUUUUGAUAAAUGAGUAAAGUCGGUUUAAUAGUCAGUUAGAGAUUACCCAUUUCACAGUUUGGUUGAGAAAAAAAAAAGUCUUUAACAUGAGUUGAUGGAAAAUGUAUCCUUCUACAUGAAAUUUA
Lactuca saligna is the source of this 2463-nucleotide messenger RNA. NCBI's taxonomy places the organism in Eukaryota, Viridiplantae, Streptophyta, Magnoliopsida, Asterales, Asteraceae. The record is from the annotation of a GenBank genome assembly.